Molecule: messenger RNA, 1061 nt
Organism: Nanorana parkeri
Lineage: Eukaryota; Metazoa; Chordata; Amphibia; Anura; Dicroglossidae
Exons: 2
Source: RefSeq, a predicted model, not a curated record
AGUCAUAAGAACAGGAGCCCCCCAAGUCAUGGAAUCCAGGAGAUCAGUGCAGACCCCAAGUCACGGAAUCCAGGAGAUCAGUGCAGACCCCAAGUCACGGAAUCCAGGAGAUCAGUGCAGACCCCAAGUCACGGAAUCCAGGAGAUCAGUGCAGACCCCAAGUCAUGGAAUCCAGGAGAUCAGUGCAGACCCCAAGUCAUGGAAUCCAGGAGAUCAGUGCAGACCCCAAGUCAUGGAAUCCAGGAGAUCAGUGCAGACCCCAAGUCAUGGAAUCCAGGAGAUCAGUGCAGACCCCAAGUCACGGAAUCCAGGAGAUCAGUGCAGACCCCAAGUCACGGAAUCCAGGAGAUCAGUGCAGACCCCAAGUCACGGAAUCCAGGAGAUCAGUGCAGACCCCAAGUCAUGGAAUCCAGGAGAUCAGUGCAGACCCCAAGUCAUGGAAUCCAGGAGAUCAGUGCAGACCCCAAGUCAUGGAAUCCAGGAGAUCAGUGCAGACCCCAAGUCAUGGAAUCCAGGAGAUCAGUGCAGACCCCAAGUCAUGGAAUCCAGGAGAUCAGUGCAGACCCCAAGUCAUGGAAUCCAGGAGAUCAGUGCAGACCCCAAGUCAUGGAAUCCAGGAGAUCAGUGCAGACCCCAAGUCAUGGAAUCCAGGAGAUCAGUGCAGACCCCAAGUCAUGGAAUCCAGGAGAUCAGUGCAGACCCCAAGUCAUGGAAUCCAGGAGAUCAGUGCAGACCCCAAGUCAUGGAAUCCAGGAGAUCAGUGCAGACCCCAAGUCAUGGAAUCCAGGAGAUCAGUGCAGACCCCAAGUCAUGGAAUCCAGGAGAUCAGUGCAGACCCCAAGUCAUGGAAUCCAGGAGAUCAGUGCAGACCCCAAGUCACAGGAGAUCAGUGCAGACCCCAAGUCACGGAAUCCAGGAUACAGAACCCAAUUGGAUCCAGAAGAUCGGUGCAGACCUCCAGGUGAUGAUCGGUGCAGACCUCCAGGUGAUGAUCGGUGCAGAUCUCCAGGUGAUGAUCGGUGCAGACCCCCCAAGUCUCAGCACAACCCCCGAUCAGUGCG